GUGAGUCGCCGAGUUGUACGUAUGUUCUGCACGAAUUUUGUUUGUGUUCCUCCCGAUUCCCGAUCUGUUCAGUGCAACAUUUUGUGCAACAAAAGGACAAAAGAGGUUUUUGCAUAUUGGAUCCUGCUCAUAGGUAUCUCAGGGAAAUUUUUUCCUGAUGGAGAAGAAUAAUCGGAGUCGGGGCAAAGGAUGUGAGGCUCCGGAAGCAAAAGUACCUCGUCGAUACAGGACAAUCCAACCCAAUGCCCUCAGCAGUCACCGAAUGCACAGAGUGGAUGAUAUGCACAGAGCCAUCAUGAAUGUGGACUUCUCUACUAUUGAGAAACUUUUGAGCCAAGGUGAAAUCUUCUGCACUGGUGACUUCAUUCUAGCUGCAUGUAAUCCAACACCGCCUAGGGGAUGUUUUGAAACUUGUUGGGAACUUGUGUGCAAAAUGCUGAGCAAAGAUCCCCAAGCCGGAUUGUCUGCAAGGAGCGCAGACAGUUCAACCUUGCUGAUGAUUUAUGCAAAUUGCGUUGAAAAAAUUGAAUUCCUGGUAAAUUUGGGUGCAAAUGUGAAUGAUGUGGACAACGAUGGAGACACGGUUUUGAUGAGAUCUUACAUGCACCCCCGUCCAAACUCUAGAGCAUUCUUGAGGUUGUUGGAACUUGGUGCCAACCCAAAUGUACCGGCAGGGAACAAGUACCCCAACAUCAUCUCGUUCAUGGUUUUACAUGAGAAUGAAAAUGCAGAAUUUCCCACAAAUAUUGAGUCUCAAAACUGCUUCAAGUACAUUAUUCAGCCAGAGUAUUUUGGAAAAAUUGAAGAAUCACAAUUUGAAAAGAUGAACCCAAUAUUUGAUUUCAUUGAUAUGUGCUUCAAAAUGAAUGGCAGAAUUUCUGAUGAAAUGAACAAUAUUCUAAAAGACGAGAAUUUUCCCAAGUUCAACAAGACAAUCACAAGAAAGGGAAGUUGGGGUUCAAUUAUUGGAGGCAGCUGGCAAGACAAUGAAUGGAUCGUUUUGAAGCAGGCGCUGAAUAUUCCGGAUGAAUUCUUAUUGGAUCCGCUGAGCUACUAUCUCCUCCAGAUAGACCUUUGUACCGCCUGGAAUACUCUCCAAGACAUGAAAAUUCAAAUUGGAGUAUUUCGUGACCUCGGAUGUCUUGCUACAAACAAUAAAAACGUUUUGCCUCCAAGUUUGGCACUCGUCUACAAUGCAAUUCAGUCUUGUCAGUUCAAGACAAACGAUCACAACAACUACAAUGGAAAUUUACGUAGUCUCUCUGCAAUUUUGUGUGCAUUUUGCAUUGAAGAUGAGACUGCUCGCCUCAGUGGCUCCUGGUUCCAAGUGGUAACCUUGCUGGGACCUUUUCUGGCGUUCAUGCCACAUACCAUGGAUCUGACAAAAUUUGCCCAGCAUAUUAUGUCGGAGAUCCCAGAAAACCCCUUUGACGUUAUCAAUCAAAUGAUGAUUAAUAUGCGUAUGAUGUUUUCACGCUCUCAGAGCAAAUGCAACUUUUACAUCCAAAAUUUCUGUAGCAGGCCACUGCCUCUUAUUUUGAAAACAUUCCUUGGACCAAACUGCACCUUGUCAUGGGACAAAUUGCUGCAUAAAAAGUUGGAUGAGAAAAUUUUCAGCAAAACCUUGGAUUUGCUAGAAGAAAAGGACGUCCCCACUGAAGAGAAAAAGAAAGCAAGCGUUCUAGGAAAGGUCCAAACACUUGGAAAUCUGAGUCUUUGGUGUGUCAGAAGAAGAUUGUCCGAGUGUCGCAAUGAGGGCCAAAAGCUUAGUGAAUGCAUUUCCAAGUUAGUCAACAGCACACCACUUCCCAGAAACCUCCAAAACGAGCUGCUGCUUUUCAAGUGAAGAAUGUUCUUCAUGUUGUGCUAUAGUAAAAAUGUAACAGGUUCUAUAAUUGAAAUGCUAAAGUUUUCUGUGCAUAAAAAUUUGGCAAACAUAAGUAAAAGAUAUUGAGUUGAUACAGACACUUUAAAUUGUGAUGCGCAUUAAUAUGAUUCAACAAAAAUAACUACUACAAUUUUAACUUAUAAAAGGAUGGCUCUAUUGUGGUGGCUGGUGCACUCUCAUCCCAAAAGAAAGUGCUUUAGCAAGUUGUUUGCUUGCUAAAAGCCAAUUUUCCGCAUUCUUUCUCACAUUUAUUUUUUGAUAUGUUGUAUUAAUCACUAUUUUUUUUAUUAUGUAAUUUUGGUACUUUCAGCAUAUUGUACGUCAAUGAUCGAUUCCUGUUUUUUCCGGCAUUUUUUGUAUGUGCGUACUUUUUUGCAAUGUAAUGUUAACCAUGAAUGAAGAAUAAAUAAAUAAAUUUGUAUGUGCUAUUUAGGGCUUUAAAUAUGGAUUCUAUGAUUCUAAAAGUGCACAAGAAUGUAAUUUUACUUUCUUCUAUUUGAUUAAGAUUAACGCCAGCCUUGCAUUUUAGGGUCAUAUAUAUUAUAAUUUAAUGACCAUAGACCCAGACACCAUGCAAAUAGCUAAACUGACUCUUAUAUCAACCAUUUUUAUUGGCCAAGUGGCAAAGAAAUUUAAAAAUUUGGUGAGAGGCCGGAGCGAUAAGUUUGCUAUAAGAGCGGAAAAGUGAGAGCGCGCCCCAAGUCUGAUAAAAUUAGAAUAAAAUUAUCUUUACCUUUCUUAAUUUUGAAUUCCUCACAAUUUCUGACAAAUAAAAUAAAAAAUGAUUUCUGAUUAUGGUUACUUGCAUAAUACAAAUUUCAAAAUUUCUGAUAAAUACUGCUUUCUCAAUCAAUGCUGAACACCAUUUCCAGAAUUUGGGCCACCCCCCUGCGGAACAAUGGGCCGUAUACCCAUUAUUAU
Molecule: messenger RNA, 2809 nt
Organism: Neocloeon triangulifer
Lineage: Eukaryota; Metazoa; Arthropoda; Insecta; Ephemeroptera; Baetidae
Exons: 7
Coding region: 158-1846 (562 amino acids)
Source: RefSeq, a predicted model, not a curated record